Molecule: messenger RNA, 1464 nt
Organism: Guillardia theta CCMP2712
Lineage: Eukaryota; Cryptophyceae; Pyrenomonadales; Geminigeraceae
Exons: 19
Coding region: 1-1464 (487 amino acids)
Biological process (GO): protein phosphorylation
Molecular function (GO): protein kinase activity; calcium ion binding; ATP binding
Source: RefSeq, a predicted model, not a curated record
AUGAAGAUGUGUACAAGUUAUUUGACAUGCUGCAAGAUCUUAGAGCUCGACUUCAAGAUCAUUGAUGCAGAUAAGAAUGGCGCGAUUGAUUAUAUCGAGCUCACGAAAGGCAUUGAGAUGCGACGUGGAACAGAACGGCUGGCCAUCCUUGCAAGGCUUGAGCACAAAUUCCACAAGGUGGAUCUCGAUCGCUCAAAGCAGAUUGACUUCUAUGAGUUCAUGUACUUGGGAUUUCUGAUGAUACAAGAUGGAUCAUAUUCAGAUUUAAGCCAAGAAUCGCACAAUCGUAUUGCAGUGAAGAGAAUGUUCUUGAAAGUUCACAAGCUGUUUGUCAAAUACGACAGAGACAGAGACUUUAGAUUGAAUCAAGCCGAACUGGAAAAUUUUGCGAUUGGAGAAUUCGGAACUGUGCCAUCGAGUAUGAAACAGAUUGCAGAUACGAUUUUGAAACCUCCUCGCGGGUACCACAAAAGCUCGCGAGUGCUUGACAUCAUUCGCUUCAUGAAGUUGCUCUACUUCCUCGUGUGUCCUGAUGGAUCUUUUUCGCUUAACUCUGGAUAUCAGCCAACCAAGAUCAAGCGACCUCUACAGCUUCUCAGCAUUCCUGGAGGGACGCAUGUUGUGAGAAGAGAGCGCAUCAAUCAAGUCACUCAUUUGCGAUUUAAGAAGGGCAAACUAAUCGGAGAGGGAACUCAAGCUAGGGUCUUCAGCGGCUUCUAUGACGGACAACCCGUGGCCGCCAAGAUUUUCAACAAUCUGUCAAUCACAGAGAUUGAAAAUGAUGUUCUCAACGAAGUCACUGUCAUGCUAAGACUAAAUCAUCCUCACUGCGUCUUUCUCAUCGGAGCUAAGAUCACUCCAGAAGAUGGCGGGCCCCUCAUCCUUACCGAGCUCUGUGAGGAGGGCUGCUUGUUUGACCUCUACGCAUGCCGUCAGAUCAGUUUCGACCAUCAGACGGCUUGGAGAAUUGCAAGGGAGUGCGCGUCAGGGUUGCAGGCCGUGCAUGAGAUCGGAUACAUGCACAGAGACGUGAAGAGUUUAAACAUCCUCAUGACCAAAGGCUUUUCUGCUCGCCUUGCUGACUUCGGACUUGCUGUGCUGCAAGCCAAGAGCCACCACGACGCUUGCGGAACAGUACAAUGGAUGGCGCCAGAAGUUCUCGCAAAUUACUUCAACCCUGCUUGCUCCUCGUACGACAAGCGGUGCGAUAUCUUCUCGUACGGGAUUCUCUUGUGGGAAAUCUUCCACUGCAAAUGUCCGUACGGAGAGACGGGAUAUGAUCAAAUGCAGGUUGCGAAGGCUGUCUUGGAGGAGGAUAUUCGUCCCACCAUCUCAAGACGUGUUCCGUCCUUCGUGAGCAACCUCAUCAUGUCCUGCUGGGACUCUCGUCCAGGCCUGCGACCCUCCUUGAAGGGCAUCCUGCAGGUGCUCGACCAGAACCGUGAGAUCUUGCAGAGAAACUGA